GAAGAGACGAAGAAGAAACUUCAACUGCGGCGAUCAUAUCAAUGACGUCACACCCUUUACCACCACAACAAACAUGGAGGAGUAUGCUCGCGAACCAUGCCCGUGGAGGAUAGUGGAUGACUGUGGAGGUGCUUUCACUAUGGGUGCCAUUGGCGGGGGGGUGUUUCAGGCUGUCAAGGGCUUUCGAAAUGCCCCGGCGGGAGUUGCACACAGGCUGAAAGGUAGUGGAAAUGCAGUGAAGUUGAGAGCUCCACAGAUUGGCGGUAGCUUUGCGGUGUGGGGAGGCCUCUUCUCCACCAUUGACUGCGGUUUAGUUCGCUUGAGAGGAAAAGAGGAUCCAUGGAACUCCAUAACAAGCGGCGCUCUGACGGGGGCCAUCCUGGCUGCACGCAGUGGGCCAUUAACCAUGAUGGGCUCCGCCAUGAUGGGGGGAGUUCUGCUUGCUCUGAUUGAAGGUUUCGGAAUCCUGCUAACUAGAUACACAGCACAGCAGUUUCAGAACCCAAUUCCAUUUGCAGAGGAUCCCAGUCAGUUGCCUCCAAAGCAUGAAGAGCGCGACAUGGCACCAAAGGCUGACUUUCAGUAGAGCCGCAGAGGGAUGCUGUCGACACAUUUGUCACUCGGUUUCAUUCAGCCUGGCACCACGGGAACUUUGCAGCAGGUACAAAGAUGCUGGAGGGAUGCAGAGAGUUAACUCCUACUGGUGUGAAAGUCGACUUACCUCAGCUGACCCUGAAUUAUUACUUGGAAGGAUGUAAAUACCUUUUUGUGAAUAGGGACUGUAGAUAUUUUCACAAAUACUGUACAAUGGUGUCUUGAGAUACGUGUUUAAUUCGUUUUGUAACUCAACUCGUAUCGCAAAUCCUAAGUCGUCUUUCUAUAUGUGUGGAUACAGAGAGAGAGAGAGCGAGAGAGAGACAAUAUUGGGAAAAAGAGUGUGCAAAUCCACGAAUGCAGAACCGCGAGUAUGCGGGAGUUGACUGUAAUUUGUUAAACACCCACAUUUUUCUUGUCUAAUUGUCUUUGCACAAUAUAAAUGCACUCCAUACAAUACAAUCUUUAUUUAUACAGAGCAUUCACAACAGCUGCAGCUGUAACAAGGCGCUUGACAGAACAUUUAACAUAAAAUGACAAAGUCCACAUCACCUGUAAACCCGGAAAAAGCGAGCCCUAAACCUGCCCGAUGUCUUGUCCUUCUUUCCAUCGUCUGCGGCGCGUGUUGGCUUUUGGCAAAGUACCUUAAUGGCACAUUAGUGCCACCUACUGAUAUUGUCCUUCCACUGCAAGAAAACCCACGUGAACGUGGUGGCCGAAUGUGGUGAGGGUUUUUGGCGCCCCUUAGCAGUGGGGCUUUGAAGCACACUUUUGGCUUGAAAUUUGCUCAUAUCUCAGGACAAAGGAAUCGACCAAGCGAUGACAAAACUCACAAGUCAAAACACCUCGUUUCUCAAGGCACCACUGUAUGUGUAGUGUUGACAUUUUUACCUCAGCUGUAAAUGAAUUGUAGCAUGGGAAGAUGCACUUUUUUUGACAAUAGAGAGAGUUGGUGUUUACAGAAAUAUGCAGCAUUGACAUUUAUUAAAUAUAACGUAUGAGAACAUUGUAAAGAAAUUGGUACAGUAGCUGAAAGUCUUUUCAACAUGGUGGACAAUAUUUUUAUUGAAGAAUGCCAUUGUCACCUAAUGUCCUUCUAAAACUACACGGCUAUUUUGUCGUCCACCCCGUUGGCGCUGUCAGAUUACCAGAUAAAUAUUGUUCUGUGUUUUGGCCUGGACAAGAUGUCACACUACAAGUCUGACUAGACCGUGCCCAAUCAUCGCUUGCUUCCGUCAAUUCAGUCCAUGGGCGCAGGUCCGUCGGGGAGGCUAGACAAAGAGAUGUAGUCAUGUUGAUAAAGGCAUUAUGUGCAUGUGCUUUGUUUCUAUGUUCAGAAUAGGCUAAAAAAA
Hippocampus comes (tiger tail seahorse) is the source of this 1946-nucleotide messenger RNA. It is a transcript of the gene timm17b, whose product is annotated as translocase of inner mitochondrial membrane 17 homolog B (yeast). The record is from RefSeq and is a predicted model, not a curated record. NCBI's taxonomy places the organism in Eukaryota, Metazoa, Chordata, Actinopteri, Syngnathiformes, Syngnathidae. The coding region runs from base 74 to 586 and encodes 170 amino acids. Gene Ontology annotation, biological process: protein import into mitochondrial matrix. Gene Ontology annotation, cellular component: TIM23 mitochondrial import inner membrane translocase complex. Gene Ontology annotation, molecular function: transmembrane protein transporter activity. The transcript is spliced from 6 exons.